This is a messenger RNA of Trypanosoma conorhini, 3420 nucleotides long. RefSeq lists its product as uncharacterized. The record is from RefSeq and is a predicted model, not a curated record. Gene Ontology annotation, cellular component: cytoplasm. The transcript has a single exon. NCBI's taxonomy places the organism in Eukaryota, Euglenozoa, Kinetoplastea, Trypanosomatida, Trypanosomatidae. Gene Ontology annotation, molecular function: protein binding. Bases 1 to 3420 code for a protein of 1139 amino acids.
AUGAACUUGACUCUUCCUCUUGCCAAUUAUGAUAUGGCGUCUCAUGUAACCGUCACCAGGGAGGGUGGCGGCUCUUCACAGCAAGGGGCUUUUUCCACAGUAACGGUUUCACCUUUAGGUGAUUGGUUUGUAGUAAGUGAUGAGACCCAGGCCGUCCUCUGUAGCUUUGAGGUUGAAGACAGAUACCGUUUACAUGGAACCCUGUUGUUUCGACAGUAUGAGUUUGACUCGUCGAUGUUUUGUUUGUUAGAAACUAACGGUGCCGUGAGUGACUUCAAUGCUUCACGUCCUUCGUUACCAAUCCCGCUUUCAGUAAAAAACUUGCACAUUAGCUGCGGUGGUGAAUUGGUUCAUGCCUCUUUUUCUUCCCUUGAUGGGGUAGUAUUGGUGUCGUUCAGUUGUUGUGUUGGAUGUGUUCAAUUUGACACGCAAAAAUCCGCUUUUAUGGGCCACUUUAGUUGUUACAGGAAAUUGAGUGGAGUUUUGUGUUGUGGUAUAGUACCUGACUCGUCGCUGAUGGUUGUUUUGACAAGGGAAGGCUUGUGUGGGGUAGUAAACUUUCGUUCUAACGUUCUCUUGGGUCUCUCGAGUCAUGGAAUUUUCUCCGAACUGGGUCUUCCAUCUUCUCUUACACCUAUGCUUGGGGCGAAAUCGGAUACUGUGGACGUUGUGGCAACCUUUCCGUUACGCGGAAGGGUACACGUGUUUGUGGUCUCCGCAUCACAACAAGAAGUUGAAGACGGGCGUGAAAAAUAUUCCAAGUGCCCCACGUGUGAAUCCCGUCCAUGGAGCUCAAGGGCCCGGUCAUAUGUAAAAAAAUAUGGAACAUCCUUUGUUCUGGCUUCAUUGUGGCAUGAUGUGGUUCAGUUUUCGCUUUGGCAAGGGACCACAUUAGCUGACGCGGCCGUAUUUGAGAAUGAAAUGAGCGUUCCAUAUGUGUCUGGUUUUUGGGUGGAUGACUUGUUUGUGGUGAUACGCGCAGAUGGCAUGGCCCUUCCUUUUUCUUUCUGCUUGAAUGGAGAAGGCUGGGAUGGGAUUAAAGUUGUAUCAGGUAGACCUAUUGAACUGGUAUCUUGUUGCAGUGCCCUUUUAUGUGCAAUGCCUAGAUAUUUCCUGAUUUUGGCCUUGACAAGUAUGGAGUCUUUGUGUAGUGGUAUACCAGGAACAGUUGCCGUCGCUGAUGGUAACAACCAUAGAAGGUUCUUGCAACUGUAUGAAAAUAAAUUGGAGAAACCUGAUGUUUUUUUAAUUGACAUUAUACCAUUUGAAGAGAAUAUUGCUGUGAUAAAUGUGAAACAAUCGGGUGAAUGUUUGGCCUUUGUUCCAUCUGGUUCCCGGGUCAAAUCUAUAUUUUUGGCCCAUGAAGAAAAAGCGGAUAAAGUCACUUGUUGUUUACUUUAUAAACGGCACGAUAUCAUUUUUGUAACGGGGUAUGAGCACGGUAGCGUACAUGUGUGGCUCUCCGGAACAUUGAAAUGUGUUAUUCCCAUGGCGCACACAGGUCGUGUGGAUAAGAUUGUUCUAUUGCCUCAAGAAGAGGGGUAUUUAGAAGCUGACUUUGUCUCAGUGUGCACGGAACGCGGAACCGUGUUAAUUCAUAACUCCGAAACUUUUGAGGGCACUCGUCUUUUGCAGUCCCCAUCUGUGCCUCUUACCAAGCUUGUAUGGGAUCCACAAACCGAGUAUGCGUUUGCAGUUUCUGGAAAUGUUGGGAAUCUCUGGCACUUACCCACAUGUCGUUUGGAGCGGGUCUUUCAUAACGUUUCAGCCGUCUCUGCAGUUCCAGGACGACGCGAUUUGUUGGCUUCCUUCGCGGAAGUUGGCCCCGUCAUAAUUGACCGAAUUACCAUUUGUGGUAGAAUUCACUUUUCAUUAAGAGUGAAUGUUCUUCCUCUAAUAGAUAUAUUGACUCAACGCGAAGCAGGCGAUAUAACUCCUGCAUGCCGAUUGGCGUUGUCCAUUUUGUUUCCUAGCUCAAAAGGUGUGGAUUCUAACCUUCAGGGACCGCUUACUUUGCCUGAAGCAGGAUUCAAUGGGAGUAAUUUUUCCAUCUCUGCCGUCUGUGCAGAGCAGUCUGCAGGCUAUCUUCUCUCGGUCGUUCUUCUUGCACGAGCGCUGAAACCUUCUACAGGAGUUAAUCGUGCGAUAUCCGCGUCAGAAGUCCAGGCACUGAGUGAGUCUCUUGUGAGUUCAGGGCGGAUUGAGGCGUCACCAGCACCUGAAAAGGUCAUUCUUCAGGCCAUCCCGCUUCUUCUACAGGUGUCUGAUGCAGCCAAAAACGACAUCCGUGUAUGCAUCAAGGUGGCUGCGGAAGAAAUGGCGUCCCCACAUUUGGAAGGUUUUCUAAACAAAAUGCUUAUUAUGUCUUUAGAAUGUGUAUCAGUUCGUCAUUGGUUUGGUGUUUCAACUAACCUUGGUGAGACGGAGCUGUGGUGCUAUGGAUUCUUUGUUAGAAUGGUCUUUCUGGGCAACAUGCCGUCUACCGAUGGAAUCGUUUGGAGAUCUAUUUUAGAGAAGCUUGAGUCCGACGUGCCACUUUUGACGCAGGUGUUGACCACGCAAGAAGACGAAAUUUGCGUACCGUUGCUGCUUCAGACUCUCAAAGACUAUUAUCACGAUUUGGUAGGGACCGUACUGAGCGAUUCUAAAGCGGUUGUGGAUGCGAUUGCCACGUUGGCGUUUGAGGGGCAGAACAAGAAUGGCGUCUUGGCCAUUAAAACCCUCAUGAGCAUCGCCAGUAUUGAGGGAAAUGGCUUUAUUGAGCACCGUGUUAAGCAGUGGUACAAUCAAAAGCGGUCGUGGAGGCCCCGCAUCAUCGCCUUUUUUGGCGCCCUCAUUGAGUUCGCGCCGCUUCAGUCGUAUGACGCCUUCCCAAUCGUGACGGAAUUUCUUCUUCGAGCUCUCGACCCCCACAACCCAAACAAGGAGGAGCGAGAGUCAUGCCUGAUGCCUGUCACGCAAGUAAUUCGACGCGCCGUAGAAUACUUGCCGAAUGUUUCCUUUCAGCAGCACCUGCAAUAUUUGGCGGUUGGCAGCAGUGACGGUGUCGUACGAGUUAUUAAUAUGAAGACAACAGGCAUUGUCGCCUCAUUUGUUUCUCACCCUGAGAAAAUAUUAUGCGUUGCCUACAGUAGCAACACCACCACCCACGACAUUGCGGUUUUGAGUGAAAAGAUGGAAAGUAUUAAAAUAUGGCACGCGACUCGCCCUGUCGGUUUGCUGGGUGUGAUUUUUGCAGGUCAACUGCCUGAGUUUCGCUUGAAGUUCACCGUCGAAAUUCCGAAAGUAAAUAAGGAAGAACACCCUGGAGGCCCUGAUCCCUUGUUGAUGAUGGCCAAAUGUCGGCUACGAUGGCUUUCGCCACACUGCGUGGAGCUGAGUUCCCCGUGGCAUGACAGGAUUCAAUUGGCUGUGGGGUAG